AUGGCCCCAAAAAGAGGAGCAGAAGAAGAAAUUCGGGCUCGUGCCGAUGUCGUUCGGGCGCGACUUACGAUCCCGGACCGCCACGCGGAGCCCCGACUCCAAGACCGAGCGAACCAAGUCCGCGGCCGCCUCGCGAUUCCGGGUCAUCACGCCGAGAAGGUCAUCAUGCAUCGGGCCACCAAGAUUCGCAAGAACAUGAAUCUUCCUCGCACGGUAGCACACUCGGAUUUGGAUCAUUCGGAUUCGGAUGGAAGACCUCAGUCGUCUAGUAAUCCCAGUGCUGCGGCAGUUCCAUCCGAAGAUUCCAUUUCCAGCAGCCCUCCUUGGCUGAAUAUGGAUGGUGCGCCUACGUCACAGGUGCGCCAGGAGCUGUCUUCUCCGACGGUGUCGCUAUUCAGUCCGUCUGGCCGACCGACGGAGAAUCCCAUGGUUUCCGCUUUCUCAUCUGGAGGCCAUCCUCAUAUUCGAGCUUAUCUUUACACCGAUAGAAACAACCGAGCGAGUGUCGUCCGAUCCCGAAGCCCGCAGCCUAGUGACCUCCCAUCAACACCAUGCUCUCACUCUGCCUUCCGCAAACGCAGGUUUUGUUCCUCCGGGACGGUUUCGAACACGAUCUCGACCGGCACCAUUGGCCAUUCUCCUCAUCGAUACGAGUCGGGUGCGAUCAUGAGCAGCAGCCCCAUUCGCGAGGUUCCUGUUCUUGAUCCCUUCAACCCCAGUAACAAUACGGGGCAGCCAUACCUGCAGAUCCAACCAUGGAAGAGCCAGCCCAAUGAUUACAACUCCUACUGUGCCGCUCAAUUGGCGGAAGCACGUUGCUUCGCUAAGAUCGGUCACCGCGGACCAUUUCGGAUCGGCCGGUAUCUCUGCCUGGUGGACACGGACACUGGUGAGCCCAAGAGAAUCGCUCUGAUGAGACCCGAUGGUGAGGGAGGCUUCUGUUAUGUUGACACUAGGACGAGACAACAUGUCCCCGAGGUCACGCCACUUGACAGUGGAAUACCAAUCUGGGGAGACAAGGGCGAGUUCCAUGGCUUCAAAGAGGGCCGCACCGCUGCGUGCGUGUUUGGCACCGGAUAG
Colletotrichum karsti is the source of this 1080-nucleotide messenger RNA. RefSeq lists its product as uncharacterized. The record is from RefSeq and is a predicted model, not a curated record. The coding region runs from base 1 to 1080 and encodes 359 amino acids. The transcript is spliced from 3 exons. NCBI's taxonomy places the organism in Eukaryota, Fungi, Ascomycota, Sordariomycetes, Glomerellales, Glomerellaceae.